GCGUAUUGGGUCAUAAAGGUAGAAGAAGCCUAGCCCAGUUUGUGGUAGGAGAAGAAGAAGAAGAAGAAGCGAAUGCGAAGCAACGAAGAAAUCGUGUUCGUUUCUGUUGAAUUGCAACAGUAGAAAUCGAAUUCGGAAGAAGGAAGAAGAAGAAGAUGAAGGUUCGUUCGGAAAGGGAAAGAACCAAAGUGGUGAUUAGGCAUUUACCUCCAUCUCUCACUCAUUCUGAUCUCAUCCAACAAAUCGAUAACCACUUCGCUUCUCGCUACAAUUGGUUCUCUUUUCGCCCCGGCAACACCAGUCACAAGCAUCAGAGAUAUUCCCGAGCUUAUAUUGACUUCAAGCACCCUAAUGAUGUUUUCGAGUUCGCUGAAUUCUUUCAUGGCCAUGUUUUUGUGAACGAAAAAGGUGCCCAGCAUAAAGCAUUGGUUGAGUACGCACCUUCUCAACGUGUUCCGAAGCCAGGUACCAAAAAGGAUGGUCGUGAAGGGUCUAUAUACAAAGAUCCAGACUAUCUUGAGUUCCUCAAACUCAUUGCAAAACCUGAAGAACAUCUUCCUAGCGCAGAAAUACAAUUGGAAAGAAGGGAAGCUGAGCAAGCCGGGGCUAACAAGGAACCACCCGUUGUCACACCCCUUAUGGAAUAUGUUCGUCAGAAACGUGCUCUUGGUAGUGGUGUGCAGGUUUCAUCAGCAGCAACAAAAAUUAGCAGAAGAGCUAGAGCUGCUUUGCCAGGCAAGCCUGGCUCUGGUAAUGCUAAACGGGGAUCUGAGAAGAAAAAGUAUGUUCAGAAGGACAAUGCCAAGAUUGCUAAUCGGAAAGAGUUGCGAGACAAGUCAGCCUUUAUUGCGGUACCGCGCCGAGAGGAUCAAUCUGCUGAAUCAAGUGCGAAAGGAACUUCUGAAAUUGAAACUUUGCAUGGCAUUGAAGGUCCCAUUUCUGGAAUUCCACUGACUUCUGACUCGGGAAAGAAAAAAAUUCUUCUUCUGAAAGGAAAACAGCGUGAAAUUCCAAAUGCCGCUGAAGGUAUGGUAAAACAGCAAAAUGUACAAUCUGGAAGUUCUCUAGUUUCAACAUCUGCAAAACAGACCCAAAGGCGUGAAGGUAGUGGAAGAUUGAUCAGAAGCAUACUUCAAAAUAAUGAACCUCGUCAAAGUCAGUCUGCAUCUGGUACACAACCUAAGAUUCAAAUCUUAACUUCUGAGAAUGGGAAACGACCACCUCGUCCUUUCAUUUCAAGGUCUGGGUUAAGUGAUCAAGUCUCUAGUCAUGAUGCUGGGCAAGUUAAUUCUGAAGGAGAUUCUAAAAGGGUUUCGGAUGAAAAGUUCAUAAAAAGAGAUCUGCAUGGUUCAGGUAGUGUCAGUGAGAAAACAGAAAGACGUACUAGAAACAAGGAUAGACCUGAUCGUGGUGUUUGGGCACCUCUUCGUCGUUCUGAUGUUUCACAUUCUGGUAAUGAGCACCCAUCAUCCUCAUGGUCGCAAACUACUCUGUCAAAUCCUGAAUCAGUUGAAGGAGAAGUAAAAGAAAGUGUUCCUUCAGGAAAUAGGAGUCCAGAAUUCUCAGCUUCUGCAGUUGGGCGUGGCAGUCCUUCUGUUGAGAAUGGUUCUCAAAGAAAUUUUACUCGCCGUGGAGCUUCCUAUAUAGUGAAGGAUGAAGGUGCAGUGAGUUUGAGUGAAGGUAAACCUUCCAAGAAAGGUGUUGCUGGGAAUAGUGCUCAUGAGAAACAAGUUUGGGUACAGAAAUCAUCUUCCGGGUCUUAAAAUAUCUGUGACAAUGGACACUCAGUCAAGGCAAUAAUGCCUUGCAAAGAUUUGAGGUGAUAAUUCCUGCUACAUUGAGCUACGGUCUCCGUUUAGGACAUCAUCCACAACUAUUUCAGAUCAACCUGAGCCUAUGCAACUUGUAAAGUAUGUAAUGAUGAUCCAGUUGCCUGACGGAGCCUUGCACAAUGAAGAAGGGAAUGCAAAAUUACAGAUCUCUUGACAUGAUUAUCUACUGAAAAUAGAUUGGCAUUGUUAACCAUGUUGGUGGGUUAGAGACCCACCCUUGUAUGGUUCGUGUGUCUCUCCAUAAAUUGUGAAUAUUUCAGUGUUUGGGAUGCAACUGUGAAGUACUUGAUACUUGUUAUGGGAUAGUUAGUCUGUUAGAAAGGGUGAAGAAGCAUUUUGUCCUGUUCAGUGGACAUGUAGUUGAAUUGUGUUUUGUCGAAAGGCUUAUUGCUUGAUUUUAGCGUGCACAUGCUGUACAUGUAUGUUAUUACUGUAAGUAUAUUAAUUAACCUGUCUUUGGUACAUUUAUCCUAUGAUGAGGAAUUUCUACCAUUUUAA
Molecule: messenger RNA, 2330 nt
Organism: Lotus japonicus
Lineage: Eukaryota; Viridiplantae; Streptophyta; Magnoliopsida; Fabales; Fabaceae
Product: regulator of nonsense transcripts UPF3
Exons: 14
Coding region: 156-1763 (535 amino acids)
Biological process (GO): positive regulation of translation; nuclear-transcribed mRNA catabolic process, nonsense-mediated decay
Cellular component (GO): cytoplasm; nucleolus
Molecular function (GO): mRNA binding
Source: RefSeq, a predicted model, not a curated record